ACACUAACGAGUAACGAGCAAGUGUAUGUAUAGGAUGUUGUUGGAUGCACAUCCGAGCAUAAAUACAGAUCACAUGAACUCACAAUUUCUCCAUCCAGUAACACUAAAAUCUAAUGAAAAACAAAGGAUGAAACAUAUGUUGUACUUCCUUCUUGCCUUAACCGUUGUUUCGGCUGCGACCGCAAGACCCGGCGAGCCAGUUCUCGACGUCGAUGGUGAUAACGUAUCCGACGGCAGUUACUACGUUCUCCCCCGCAUCUUAGGAGCUGCAGGUGGCGGCCUAACUUUAGUCCCCAGUGGUGGCAACAAAUGUCCCCUCUAUAUCGGACAGGGAGACUCAUCAAGUUGA
Messenger RNA from Eruca vesicaria subsp. sativa (arugula), 349 nucleotides. The record is from the annotation of a GenBank genome assembly. Lineage: Eukaryota; Viridiplantae; Streptophyta; Magnoliopsida; Brassicales; Brassicaceae.